CUGCCUGAGCUUCUGAGCGAGCGCGGUGCUUUCGGGAACGCGGGACCGGCGACCCGCGGCGCCAGGAGCUGGGCCGAGGCGCGCCGGCGCGGCUGCCGGCUGCCGUCUGGAUGGGAAGUUACCGCGAAGUCCACCCAGCGUUUCUGAGGCAAUCUGAAGGCAAAUCCUGUUUAGACCCAGGCGAAGGUUCCUGGUGACCCAGGCUCUCACCAGCCAGUUGUCCCUUGCCGUCCUCCUGAAGGUGUCUGAAGCUUCAGUGCUUUAUGUUCUUGGCCUCCACACUGGGGAUGCCACUGACUCCCACUGUCCAGGGCUUCCAGUGGACUCUCCAAGGCCCUGAUGUAGAAACUUCCCCAUUCGGUGCCCCAAGAGCAGCCUCACAUGGUGUGGGCCGACAUCAAGAGCUGCCAGAUCCAACAGAAAUGAGGUAUAGGAGAGAGAAACACAUACUUGGAAAGAACUGACCCAGCUGAAUUGGAAAAUGUGGGAAGGAGAUGGGAAGAGGCUGGUCCACCUGAGAUCUGGCUCCAGGACUUACAGCAAGGGGAACGUGGGCAAGUUACAGACUCUCUGUGCCUCAGUUUCUUCAGCAAAACAGAAUCAUCCCAUAAACUGUAAGGUCAGUGCUAUCAGUGGGUCCCCAGAUUGACUGCACAUCUGAGUCAUGUUAACAAACACAUUCCAGGCCCCACCUGAGCCCUCUGAAUCAGAAUCCCUGCAAGGAGGACAAUGAACUUGCAUUUGCACUGACUUUCCCAACUGUUUCUUACUUUGGUCACCUUGGGGGUAGGACCCAUUGAGCUGCACCACAUCAUUCCAAAGCCAAAAUGCAACAGCAGAACAAGAAUAUUUUCAAUGCAGUCUCUAAAGCAGAGGAGAAACUGUUGAGGGAACCUAGAAGUAAAGGAGAUCUGGCUUGCUGGGCUCCAUUUAAACUUUGAGUAUAGCAGAGACACGAGCCCUUCGGGACACAUGCCUGACACAGUGACACUCCAACUUCGGAAGAGUGGAAGCCCUAAUUUCAGAUUCAAGCAUGCUUUGAGUAGAAAUUAAGUUUACCUCUUUUUGCACAGCAAGAUGGCCAGUCUUUCCUAAGCUGCUCACCUUACAAGAAAAAGAAUUGUACUGCUAAGAAUUCAGACUUCAGCAGUCAUAGGGAGCCUUGGGAGGAGCCCGAAUCACUGAUGGAAUUGGACAGUGCAUGGAGAUGGUUCAGCAGGACGAGGUCCCUGGCCCCACCUCUUCUGCCACAAAUGUCAGCAUGGUGGUAGCUGCCGGCCUUUGGUCCAGUGAGAAGGCAGAGAUGAACAAUCUAGAAAUCAACAAGAAAUCGCACCCCCAGCUGGUAGAGAACAAACAGGAGUUCAGAAACCUCCAACAGAAAUUUCUUGUAACUCAAGUGGCCUACUUCCUGGCCAAAGGGCAGAAUAAUUAUGAGUAUGAAGACUGCAAAGACCUCAUAAAGUCUAUGCUGAGGGAUGAGCGGCUGUUCAUGGAAGAGGAGCUUUCACAGCAGCUCAGGCAAUAUGAAGUCCUGGUUUUCUCUCGGGAACGGCAGCUCACCCAGUUAAGCGUGAAGUUACGGGAAGGGAGAGAUGCCGCCCGCUCAUUGAUUGGGCAUCUCCAGGCCCUUCUCACUCCGGAUGAGCCCGACGAGUCCCAGGGGUGGGACCUCCGAGAACAGCUGGCUGAGGGAUGUAGGCUGGCACAGCGCCUCUUCCAAAAGCUCAGCCGAGAAAAUGACGAAGAUGAAGAUGAAGAUGUUAAAGUUGAGGAGGCUGAGAAAGUAGAGGAAUUAUGUGCCCCCAGGGAGGUGCAGAAGGCUGAAGAACAGGAAGUCCCUGAGGACUCACUGGAGGAAUGUGCCGUCACUUGUUCCAAUAGCCACGGCCCUUAUGAGUGCAACCAGCCUCACGGGAACACCAAAAUCACAUUUGAGGAAGACCAAGUCGACCCACCUCUAGUUGUAGACAGUGCGUCCUCUGAUGAUGAGCGGCAGGAUGCUCCAAACCUUCUCCCAGACCCUGGCCCCAGCUCUUCUGCCACAAACGUCAGCAUGGUGGUAUCUGCCGGCCAUUGGUCCAGUGAGAAGGCAGAGAUGAACAUUCUAGAAAUCAACAAGAAAUCGUGCCCCCAGCUGUUAGAGAAGAAACAGGAGUUCAGAAACCUCCAACAGAAAUUUCUUGUAACUCAAGUGGCCUACUUCCUGGCCAGUGGGCAGAAUAAUUAUGAGUAUGAAGACUGCAAAGACCUCAUAAAGUCUAUGCUGAGGGAUGAGCGGCUAUUCGUGGAAAAGCAGCUAGCAGAGCAGCUCAGGCAAUAUGAAGUCCUGGUUUUCUCUCGGGAACGGGAGCUGACCCAGUUAAGCGUGAAGUUACGGGAAGGGAGAGAUGCCACCCGCUCAUUGAUUGGGCAUCUCCAGGCCCUUCUCACACCGGAUGAGCCCGAGUCCCAGGGGUGGGACCUCCGAGAACAGCUGGCUGAGGGAUGUAGGCUGGCACAGGACCUCCUCCAAAAGCUCAGCCCAGCAACUGCCGAAGACGAGGAUGAGGAUGUUAAAGUUGAGGAGGCUGAGAAAGUAGAGGAAUUCUGUGCCCCCAGGGAGGUGCAGAAGGCUGAAGAACAGGAAGUCCCUGAGGACUCACUGGAGGAAUGUGCCGUCACUUGUUCCAAUAGCCACGGCCCUUGUGAGUGCAACCAGCCUCAUGGGAACACCAAAAUCACAUUUGAGGAAGACCAAGUCUACUCAAGUCUGAUUGACUCAUCCUCUCAUGAUGAAUGGUUGGAUGCUGUACACAUUAUCCCAGAAAAUGAAAGUGAUCAUGAGGAAGAGGAAGAAAAAGGGCCAGUGUCUCCCAGGAAUCUGCAGGAGUCUGAAGAGGAGGAAGCCCCCCAGGAGUCCUGGGAUGAAGGUGAUUCGACUCUCUCAAUUCCUCCUGACAUGUCUGCCUCAUACCAGUCUGACAGGAGCACCUUUCACUCAGUAGAGGAACAGCAAGUCGGCUUGGCUCUUGACAUAGGCAGACAUUGGUGUGAUCAAGUGAAAAAGGAGGACCAAGAGGCCACAGGUCCCUGGCUCAGCAGGGAGCUGCUGGAUGAGAAAGAGUCUGAAGUCUUGCAGGACUCACUGGAUAGAUUUUAUUCAACUCCUGGGUAUCUGGAGCUGCCUGACUUAUGCCAGCCCUACAGAAGUGCGUUUUACUCAUUGGAGGAGCAACACCUUGGCUUGGCUCUUGAUGUGGACAGAAUUAAAAUAGACCAAGAAGAGGAAAAAGACCAAGAAGAGGAAGAAGACCAAGGCCCACCAUGCCCCAGGCUCAGCAGAGAGCUGCUGGAGGUAGUAGAGCCUGAGGACUUGCAGGACUCACUGGAUAGAUGUUAUUCGACUCCUUCCAGUUAUCUAGAACAGCCUGAUUCAUGGCAGCCCUACUCAUUGGAGGAAGAAUAUAUUGGCUUUUAUCUUGACGUGGAUGAAAUUGAAAAGUACCAAGAAGGGGAAGAAGAUCAAAACCCACCAUGCCCCAGGCUCAACGGGGUGCUGAUGGAAGCAGAAGAGCCUGAAGUCUUGCAGAACUCAGUGGAUAGACGUUAUUCGACUCCUUCAACUUACUUUGAACUAGAUGCCUCAUUCCAGCACUACAGAAGUGACUUUUACUCAUUUGAGGAAGAGCAUGUCAGCUUGGCCCUUGACGUGGACAAUAGGUUUUUUACUUUGACGGGGAUGAGGCACCACCUGGUCUUCCAGGUGGGAGGCAUAUUCCCACACUAAGCAGCCCUUACUAAGCUGAGAGAUGUCAUUGCUGCAGGCAGGACCUGUAGGCACAUGUAGGUUUGAAUGAAACUGUAGUUCCCUUUGGAAGCCCAGGCAAAAGUUUUUAAUUCUAUAGAUUAAAAUAAUUUUGGACAAAAACUAAAACUCAAUAGGAUGGGAAAGUGGGCAUGGCUCUAUUCCUAUUCUCAGACCAUGCCAGUGGCCACCUGUGCUCAGUCUGAAGACAUUGGACCCAAGUUAGGUGUGACACGUUCACAUGACUAUGUAGCACAUGCCGGGAGUGAUCUGCCAGACAUCCUAAUUUGAACCAGAUAUCUCUGGGUAGCUACAAAGUUCCUCAGGGAUUUCAUUUUGCAGGCAUGUCUCUGAGCUUCUAAAUCUGCUCAAGGUCAAUGUCAUCUUUGUGUUUAGCUCAUCCAAAGGUGUUACCCUGGUUUCAAUGAACCUAACCCCAUUCUUUGUAUCUUCAGUGUUGUUUUAGCUGAUCCAUCUGUAACACAGGAGGGAUCCUUGGCUGAGGAUUAUAUUUCAGAGCCACUGACUGCUCUUGACAAUUGUUAACCCACUAGGCUCCUUUGAUUAGAGAAGCCAUAGUCCUUCAGUCUCCAAUUGAUAUCAAUACUUAGAAAGACCACAGCUAGAUGGACAAACAGCAUCAAGAGGCCUUAGCCCUGCUCCUUUCAAUUCCAUCCUGUAAGAAACAGGAGUCAGGAGCCGCUGGCAGGGGACAGCAUGUCACCUGGGACUCUGCCGGUGCAGAAUAUGAACAAUGCCAUGUUCUUGCAGAAAACGCUUAGCCUGAGUUUCAUAGGAGGUAAUCACCAGACAACUGCAGAAUGUAGAACACUGAGCAGGACAACUGACCUGUCUCCUUCACACAGUCCACGUCACCACGAAUCACACAGCAAAAAGGAGGAGAGAUAUUUUGGGUUCAAAAAAAGUAAAAAGAUAAUGUAGCUACAUUUCUUUAGUUAUUUUGAACCCCAAAUAUUUCCUCCUCUUUUUGUUGUUGUCAUUGAUUGUGGUGACAUGGACUUGUUUCUAGAGGGACAGGUCAGCUGUCUGGCUCAAUGGUCUACAUUCUGAAGUUGUCUGAAAAUGUCUUCAUGAUGAAAUUCAGCCUAAACGUUUUGUCAAGAACACUGCAGAGUCAAUACUGUGAGUUUCCAACCUCAGCCCAAAUGUGGGCAGAGAAGGUCUAGUUUGUCCAUCAGCAUUAUCAUGCUAUCACGACUGGUUACUUGGCUAAGGAGGGGUCUAGGAGAUCUAUCCCUUUUAGAGACACCUUACUUAUAAUGAAGUAUUUGGGAAAGUGGUUUUUAAAAGUAUCAAUGUCUUGUAUUCCGAUGAUCAUCCUCUAAACAUUUUAUCGUUUAUUAAUCAUCCCUGCCUGUGUCUAUUAUUAUAUUCAUAUCUCUACACUGGAAAUUUUCUGUCUCAAUUUUUACUGUGCCUUUGUUUUCGCUAGUGUCUGUUGUUAAAAAAAAAAAAAAAUUCUCUGCCUGGGUUUUAAUUUUUGUCCAAAGUUAUUUUAAUCUAUACAAUUAAAAACUUUUGCCUAUCACUCUGGACUGUUGGAUUGGUUUUUAUAUUCAGUGUUAUAAUCUUUUGUUAUGCUGAUUGGUUUUGGUGGGUACUGAUGCGAAUUAAUAAAAACAUUUUCAUUUCCCUGUU
Symphalangus syndactylus (siamang) is the source of this 5446-nucleotide messenger RNA. Its product is annotated as neuroblastoma breakpoint family member 3-like. The record is from RefSeq and is a predicted model, not a curated record. NCBI's taxonomy places the organism in Eukaryota, Metazoa, Chordata, Mammalia, Primates, Hylobatidae.